UAGAACUUUCAUAUAGAAAUACAGAUAACCAUAUACCGCGCGACGUUUGAAAACGUGAAGAUUUGUGAUUGGUCAAUAGUCAGCCGGCCGGCAUGGUGGCGCCAGCGAUCCACGUGGUAUACUUCGUAUAUGUAUAUGUGUGCUUCGGGAUUCUUCCAUCAUCAAGUUUAUUUGUAAACACGCGCAUCAAUGCGCAUCGCCUCGUAAGAUGGACGCGUACGAGUCACGUAAAAGAGAUUGGGAAGAUUUGGACGUUACCAAGGAAGAGUUAAAAAAUAUAACGGAGUGCCUGAAAAAGGAAGAAUUUCGUAAAUUACUUAUCGAAUACGCGGAAGAAGUGACCGAUCCAGAAAAUCGUAAGAUUUAUGAAAAGGAGAUCGCUCAAUUGGAGAAGGAACGGGGCGUCGACGUCACGUUCGUUAACCCCCAGCCUGGUUACGUCAUAAAAACUAGUGUCAACGGAGAAAAGAAAUGUUUUUUAAAUAUUAGUAAAAGUGACAUUGUCGCACGACCUACGAGUCACCCUUCCUACGAGGAUGGUCACCGUGGUUUACAAUGGUCAAUUCCUUAUACCCUGAUACCUCCUCGCGAUGACCUUGAUAGAAAAAACAUUCGUUGCUUGGUCUUCGAUGUUGUGUUUCAUCCUGACACGAUUUAUCUAGCAUCGAAGAAUGCUAGAUUUCGUGACAUCGUUAAUAACACUGCGAUGGAUGGUAUAGAGAAUAAUUUUAAGGUGAAGCUCGAUAGGAAGAAUCUUAAAUUUCCUAAAAUGAACUUCAAGGGCAUCUCUCAUCCAAGCGUGAUUAGGAAACAAUCGAAAGAAUCGCUAAAAGAGUCAAUAGAUAUGGAUCCAGAAAUUUAUCAGAAACUAAUGUCCAGUUAUGAUGAGAGUCGUGAGCAACAAUUUAAAUACAGAGAGGAAAAGCCAAAACGUGCACCACCAGAAACUAUUUAUUAUAAGAAUAAUGAUUCUAAAUUAGAAACAGAGAUCAAGGAAUAUGUCACUCCAAAAUUCAUGAUAAAACAUCAAACGGAUAUUGACAUGGAAGAUUUUGUUAACAGUAGAGAUGCAAAGAUGUAUGCAACUAUUCCUAAAAAAUUAGUUAUCAUUAUAGAUUUGCCAUUGUUAGGAAAGGCAACAGAUGCUAUACUAGAUAUCCAAGAACGUUCUCUUUACUUGAAGAGCGAAAAACCUGCCAAAUAUUUCUUACAAUUACCCCUGCCGUAUAGCGUUGAUGGAGAUCAUGGUAAUGCAAAGUUUGAUCCUAAAUAUAAAAAAUUAACAGUAAUAUUACCGGUCAUUCGUAAAUCAGUGAUGUUAGAAGAGAUGCCGAAAGAAGAUAGUGAUGUGGAUAGUGAUAGCAAUAGCUUUGUACCUGUCGUAUCCAACGAAUUAAGUGAAAAUUUAUUUACCAUGGAAUCAACUAUGAGUGAUUCCCUUUCAAAUUUAGUGCUAGAAGAAAAAACUAUUCCAAUGGAUUCAAUAAAUUCCAGUGAAACUUUAGAUGAUAAUGUGUUGCGGACUACUACUAAUUCAUUAGAAACUACAGUGCCCUUUAUGAAUGCUGAUAUAAAAUAUACAUUGCCAUCAUUUGCCUGUAAUAUGUAUGACAAUCAAAUAGCUUUUACAGUCAAUGUUAAAAAUGUUGACCCAGAUUCCAUACAACAUAGAAUCUUAGAAAAUAACAUAGGAAUACAUAUUUUACUCGCAUCAGUUGGUGCAGGAUUUUUCCCACAGCAUUAUUCCUUAUGUUUUAAGAUAGAAGAAGGUUCAAUAGAACAAGAUUCACUUGUCAUUGAACCAUGGGAUAAUAAUCUUGUAUUUAGUAUUAAGUUAAAUAAUUCUGAUAAUGUAUCUCAUUAUUUCGUUGGUGUGAAUGAAGAAUUCAUGGAAAGGAAAGAAUUGUCAGGCACCUUGUCAUUCAAAAAUAGAUUGAAGGAACUAAUGGAUACAGAGGAGAAAGAUUCUGAGGUUCCAGUAGAAGUCGAUGUUCAGAAAGAGGAUAGAUCUGUCAUCAUAAAUAUUCGCUCGAAUCAGUUGGAUUCUGAUGACGAGCAUGAAGAAGAUGAACAACAUAAUGUGAGUCAAAAUAGGAAAGGUAUAAUAAAAUCAAGAUCGAUUUCGGAAAGUAGCGGAGACGAAUUACCAAGUAGUAGUGGUAGUAUGUCGAAAGGAAUAUUAAAAUCGCAUCGUACUCAUGAUUUUUCACGUUCUGUAUCUGAAUCGAGUGCAGACGAAAAUGGUGUAGCUAUUUCUUCUGCAGAUUUUUCAUGCAGUUCAAUUCACGACCCUCAAUCGGAGUCAGAGUGUUGUAGUCUGAAAAAGACUGUACGAUUUAACAACGUUGUAUCUCGACAAUUAUUCAGAUCUAACUCUAGCAUUCUUGGCCAACGAAAGAAGAAUCAACGUAAAUUGCGAAACAAAAAACGCGCUCAAGAACGCAAAUUAAGCGAAAGCGAAAAUUCUGAAACAGAAGAACGUGAUAAGUAUAAGAUUACGCCGAAAGCGACACCAGAAACAGAAAUUUCUGAAAAUGUCAAAUCCAUUCUCAGUCGUGAAAAACAUUCGGGUAAACAGAAAUCGGCUUAUAUUAAAAUUAAGAAAUUAAAAAAAUCUAAAAAAAUACUUUCGGGAAAACGUAAAAGUAGCAUCGAAGAGGAAAGCACAGAAGACACACUCGAAACAUCGGUUAAAAAUUCAGAUCAAGCUGAAUUCAAAAAUGAUUUAAUAUUCGAUCUUGAUAUAUAGGUCACACAAAAAUUCACACAUUGAAAAAGUACACAUCGAGAAAAAGAAAUAGAGACGAGGUAAUAUGUGUGAUAAAUUUCCACUGUUAAGGGAAUGAUAGAAAUACGUUGUUCGUAAUAUUAUAACGAUUGCAAUAGCAAUCAAUUCGUCACUAAAUGUUUUUUAAAAAUGUUUCCGAAAAUCCACAUUAAAUGUGAUAAAAUUUUUUAAUAUUCUAAGUCUAAAGAAGUAUUAUGAUAAAAACAAUGAUUGCGUGAAAAUUAUUAAGAAAUAUUUACUCUAAUAUAGACUUUAAGGUCUAGUAUUAUACCAGUACUUUAAAGUCUAAGAUUGCUAUUGAAACGCGAUAAUAUAUGAUUGAAAAGAUUUUGUUAUAAUUAUAUUUUAUUAUAUAUUUCAUCUUAUGCUUUGUUUACUGAAAGAUAAGCAUACGUUUUUAGAAUUAUCUUCUGUAUAAGAUACAUGAAGAAUUUCUCUGUGUCAUUAUCUAUUACUUAAUUAUAUAUUCCUUGCGCACGUAAUUUAAAAGGUAUACUUUAUACAAGGAAGCGUGUAUGUUUUAAAGAGAAUCUCUAAAAAGAUAUAAGUGUGAACCUUUUAUCUCUACGUUUUAUUUUUUAGGUGAUUAUAUAAUGCAACUGCUCAUCAUAUUUCGAUAAAAGAAAAAUUUAUUAUAUACGUGAUUUUUAAAAUAUUUCAAUUCGAUCAAUCGAUGAAUUUUUUAUAUCUCAAGUAACUUUGAUUCUCCUGAUCUUUGAACUUGAUUCUCCUGAUCUAUUUUUAUUGGUAGUUGUAUUAUAUAAUAUUAAAAAAAAAAAAGAAAAGAAAAAAUCAUGCAGGUGAAAUUAUAAACAAAGGAGCGUAAAACCAAAAGUCACAUUAUGUAGUAUGAAAUUUCAAAAUCACCAAUUCUUAAUCGCGUAGCUCUUAUACAGAUUUAUAUAUGCCAAUAUCAUAUAUUUUAUACACAUUAGAAGAAAAAUGAAAUCAACUAGGAUAAUUAAUCCUAGUACUUCGAUCACAUAUCUUUAGCUAUGUUACACAUAAACCCAUAAAAAAAAAAGCUGCUUGCACAAAGAGCAAAGCAGGAUAAUAUACAGUUAUUUAAAAUUAUUUCUGUUGCUUAUAUGCAACUGGCACACAUGAAAAUAUUAAAAUACAACCUAUAGUAUUUAAUCGACUAUUCCUGUAUUAAUAUCAUUUAGUUGUAGAAAAAGAUAGUAAAAAGAUUAAAAAAAAAAAAAAAAGAAAAAAAAAAAAAAAAAAAAAAAAAAAAAAAAAAAAGAAAAAGAAAGAAAAAAAAGUAAAAAAAAAAGCGGAAAACUUGAGAACGAUUUAAUUUGUUUGUCUUUAUUAUAUUUAUUCAGACGUAAUUGACAUCAAAGCAAAGUUAUAUCAAAAAUGCUUUUAUUUUUCUUAUAUCAAUUUUUUGGUGGUUUUAUCAUACGACUUGUAGGUGGUGGAAUCUUAUCAAAGCCAGCAUUGUCAAAGACUGGUAAUAAAUCUCUAACUCUUUGGCCAGGAUAAAUUGAUGCAAGUUCAUUCCAUCUAAAAUAAAUAAAUAUUUAGAAAAUAUUAAA
This is a messenger RNA of Vespa velutina, 4329 nucleotides long. RefSeq names its product protein kintoun (gene Nop17l). Gene Ontology annotation, cellular component: cytoplasm. Lineage: Eukaryota; Metazoa; Arthropoda; Insecta; Hymenoptera; Vespidae. The record is from RefSeq and is a predicted model, not a curated record. Gene Ontology annotation, biological process: axonemal dynein complex assembly. The transcript is spliced from 4 exons. The coding region runs from base 209 to 2749 and encodes 846 amino acids.